Molecule: messenger RNA, 5584 nt
Organism: Eurytemora carolleeae
Lineage: Eukaryota; Metazoa; Arthropoda; Copepoda; Calanoida; Temoridae
Product: nuclear receptor coactivator 1
Exons: 24
Coding region: 35-5068 (1677 amino acids)
Biological process (GO): cellular response to hormone stimulus; positive regulation of transcription by RNA polymerase II
Cellular component (GO): nucleus
Molecular function (GO): nuclear receptor binding; protein dimerization activity
Source: RefSeq, a predicted model, not a curated record
UCUGUGUCUAGUCCCUUUACUGUUAAUUAAGGUGAUGUCUGAUACAAGUAAUGGGGAGUCUGGAACUGUUGACGAUGACCUCACAAAUCCGAAUAAACGGGAUAAUGAGAAGAAAAGACGGGAUCAAGAGAAUCUCUAUCUAGAGGAGCUAUCCCAGCUCAUCUCAGUAAAUCUACCAGAGAUAAGUGAUUCUGACGAUUCGUCUGGCACUGUUGAUCCAAGAACAGAGAAAGGAUCAAUUCUCAAAGAGACAGUGAAACGACUGCGUGAAAUACGAACAGAUCAGUUUGGUGUGAAUCAAGGUCCUGUUUCUGCGAACCAACCUAUUCUACCAAAAGAGAUAUUAGGAUCUCUUGUUCUUGAAGCUCUGGAUGGAUUUAUGUUUAUUGUCCGAAGUAACGGUCAGGUGGACUUUGUGAGCGAGAACGUGUCCGAGUUCCUGGGCUUCAGUCAGGAGAAUAUUACAGACCAGUCCAUUUACUCAUUCAUUCAUCUUGGGGACCAUGCCAGGUUCUCUGUGAACCUACAGACUGAGAGUUGGACGAGUUGGAAGAGGUUGAGUGGGGAGUGUGGUCCUAAAGAGAUAAAGAACCUGGACCGGAGUAAUUUAUUUAAUAUAAGAUUCAGACUGAAAUCAAUCAAAACAGAAUCAUCUAAAAACAAGCAUGAUACGUUUGAGAAUAUGCAGGUCACUGCUAUUGUUAUGUUAACCCCUGACAAGCUGAACAAGGACAAAAGUGCACUUCUCUGCAUUGCCCGUCGUCUUGCUUCAAAUGAGAGUUGUUCUGAAACUCCGGUGGAGUCCUUCACAACUCAGCUUGAGCUUGAGACCUGGAGCGUAAGCACAGUGGAUACUAGCGGACUCCCAGAGCAGUAUGUAGAGGUUAUUGGUCCUCACUUCAUUGGGAAACAGCUCACUGAUAUUGUCCAUCCUCAGGAUGCUCCCCUUCUGAAUGUCCAUCUCCAAAUGCUCCGCUGUGAGGGGUCCCAUGUAAGCCGAGUUUACCGUAUGCAGCUUCCUCCUCCGCACUACACUGUACAUGUUAAAUCCAAAUCUAAGAUAUUCAAAGGAGAAACCAGCACAAAGGGAUUUGUCAUGUCAACCCAUCAUAUUGUCCGGGAGAGUGACAUAAAGAAGGAUGAAUUGCCAGCAUUGAGAAUGGAUUUCCCUAGUUCGGUCGCUAGUCCUGAACCUCCAAGAAUUAACACGGCUAGUUAUGGAACCACACCUAAGCUCCCCCAGGCACCACCAGACCGUGAGAUCGUUAUUAAGAAGAUACCGCCCAUAGCCUAUGAGGAUGAGAGUGUUGGGAUUGAUCUGGCUUCAUUCCUUCGAGGUGAGACUGAAGUUUUUACACCUCUCCUAAACUCUGCUACACGACAGUUGCAGGAGAAUCAAAGAAACCCCUCCUCCAGCUCCAAACCAUCUCCUGCUCUGAUGAGAUCUAUCUCCUCUCCUACCUCUACCCAACAUGUGCCUACACCUAGUACAGGUUACCAAACUAUCUCACCCAGCUCAAUAUCUCAAGCUGUAUCUUCCUCAAACUCUUCCCGUCUCUCGUUUGGGACACUGGAGAGAAUACGACCAGGUCUACCACCAAUAAGUUUUGCAAACCUCUCAGUAAUUCCGUCUCCCUCUCCCCGCCCUGUCUACCUGCACAGUACGACCAGUAUGCGACCUAUUGCAACCCAACAGGGUUCUAGUCCGGGAGGGGAUACCAACCCCCAUCAGACUGCUGUGCUAAACCCCUUCAAAUCAGAUACUACAGGUCAACUGCCUUCCACGCUCUCCUACACCUCAAAUCAAGCAUCAUAUUCUACCAUCCAAUCAACUAAGGCAACUUUUCCCUCCAAUCCUCAAGGUUCAUAUUCUUCCAAGCCACCUUCCUCUGGCCAACUGGCCUCUGUAUCCUAUACCUCAAACCAGCCUACUAGUUUGUCAUUUUCUCAACCCCAGUCCUCAUCUUCCUUACUGACAAACAAUCCGUCAAUUAAACAAUUUCAAACCACAAGUUCCCCCACCUCAAAUCCCUACACUGCUUCUAAUGCUACUCCCAUGCGGCCAUAUGGGUCACCAAAUCCUCCCGUUCCUAGACCCUAUACCUCACCCAAUCCUCCCGCCCCCAGACCCUAUACCUCACCCAAUCCUCCCGCCCCCAGACCAUACAUCUCACCAAACUCUCCGAUGUCAGCAUCCUACCCAUCUUCUAUCUCCUCUGGAUCUGGGAAGAAUGAAAUUCUCACUAGUUUACUCUCUUCAAACAAUUCUAAUUUAAGAACUUCUCCUGGUCUCCAAGCUAGAAACCCUCUACCUCAGAAGUCUAAUCAGCUACUCAAGGAGCUCUUAACCUCAAAGGAAAACGUGUCAAGACCUAUCCCUAUUGAAAAUAUAUCUCUACGUCAACUACUAAACGGAAAGUCUGAUAAACCACAACAGUCAGAAUCUGAAUUAUUAAGAAGACUGAAUGAGCCUGCCAAGGAUCCUGGAUCUAAAUCUAAACUAACAGAACUAUCAAAACUCCUGGAAGCACGAUCUGCCUCGAAACGCCUCUCCGCCCUGGACGAGGGUCCACCUCAGAAAAUCCCCGCCCUGAACGAGGGACCCCCCAAAGGCUCCGCCUCCCUAGAAAGCCUACUUCGGAAGGAGCCCGCCCCAGGACAUAUUAGCGGUACUCCGCCGAAAUGGUCCGAAAUACCGAACAAAAGCUUACCGCGUGCGGAAGUUAUAAACCGGUUUCGAGAUUUACAAAAUAGGAAUAACAACUCUGGAAACGGCGGAGGUAAGCCAGGGGGAAAACCUGGCCCCCCUGGUGGUAUCCUAGCAGCUAAACUUCUUAGUCCUCUCAAUUCAGGAAAAGAAGUGAGUAUUGCGGACAGGGAGUCUCCUAGUACUCAGGAUAUCUCGGAAUUGUUUGAUGGGUUGAACUGGCCGGAACUGGAGAGGAUAAUGGGACCAGAUAUCCUCUCCUCCAUGGAUACUGAGCUAGUUGGGGACCAGCAGGAGGCGCACAUCAGCGCGAUUGAGUUGCAGCUAAGGCAGGAGAUUGAGCGAUCCAUUCAAAUCAACAACGCGGCAAACUCCCACCAGAACCAAGUCCGUGGAGUUCAUCAGCCUGUUAUUGCACAAAGAAGUUCAGUUGGGAAUCUAAACUCUGAUCAACUCCAGAUUCCUCUGCAGCAGCAAAAUCAACUAGGACAUCAGCAGCCUCUUCAGGGACAUCCUCAGCUACUUCAAGGACAGCCUGGAGGACGGCAGCAGCUGAGGACUCCACAUCAGAAAAUACUUGUUCAACGAUCAGGAGGAACAAGUAUGGAUGAAAUGAUGAAGGGAGUUCCACCUAAUGUUACAAUGCUACCGAGCCUAGAUAACACAGACAGUGGAUCCCACCCGGUCCGGCACCUAUCUGGUGACCCCAACUACGCCCGAGCGGGGUCACCUCUGUCUCCCUUCGGACGGAACUCCCCUGCAUUGUCCCGUGUGGGCCGGCACGCCAGUGGGGACGGUGUACAAGGAUACCAGGCGGCACAGAGGAAUGUGCGGCAUGCUAGCGGGGAUCAAUUACAGCAGACUGGAAAUUUAAACCAUCAAAUGAGACGCUUGAGUGGGGACUCUGUUUUCUCUGGUAGAAGACCUGAACCACCCCAAUCCUUCUCCUCUCAGCAACUAAACAGAAACAAUCUUCCUGUUGCGAGAAAAUCUUCUGUUGGUGCUUCUUCUACUAUUGGUUCUAACGCUAUGGGAACCAUUCGAACCAUUGGAUCCAGCUCUUUGGGAACCAUUGGCUCCUCACCCUUUGGAACCUCAAGUUCCAUAGGAUCCAGUACCAUGGUGACAAUUGGGUCAAGUUCUAUGAUGACAAUUGGAUCUAGCUCAAUGGGAACCAUAGAUUCCAGCUCCAUUGGAUCUAUUUCCAUGGGAACCAUUGGUUCUAGUAACCUGGGAACUAUCGGAACCACGAGUAUGGGAACAAUAGGUUCUUCUCAAUUUGGAACCUCAGUUUCCUCAGCUAUAGGAACAAUAGGUUCUACAACUAUUGGAACUGUAUCCGGAGGAUUUAGGAACUACGAGGUUCCCUCAGGUCGGAGUCUUAGCCAGGAGGACCUAGAGAGCUUUGGUCUCAGUAUAGAGGUCACAUCAGACGAGUUCUUCUUACCAGGAAAUAACUUCUCUGUUGCUGCUCCCUCCCCGGCCCCAAGUCCUGUGUACAGUAGUGGUGACCUGUUCAAUAAAACUGUACAAUCUGUAGAGUCUGUUCAGCAGUUCAAUCCAACCAGCUCAGCAAACUUCCUUCAGCCGGCUCAAUUCCAGUCAUUUACAGUUAACAGCUCGGCUAACCAGUUGAAUGGGCCUGGCAGCCAUCUGACCGGUUCCAGCAACCAGCUGACCGGUUCUGGUAACCAGCUGACCGGUUCCAGCAACCAGCUGUCCGGUCUUGGUAACCAGCUAACCGGUCCUAUCACCCAAUUGACCGGCUCAAUCAAGACUUCUUCAAACUUUCCCUCUGAACCAUUAACAAGGUUUGCAGGUCCUAGAUCUACGCUAGGCAAUAGUAGACUCCAGCUUGGCAGUUCAGCUCCAGUAGGACAGAAUAGUCCCAGACUUAUCUCCUCCCAGGGUUCAAGAUUCACUAGAGAUUCUAUUCCUGGCAAUCAGUUUUCCCCUCCCCCACAACCGGUGGGCGCAUCACCGACAUACGCCCGGACAUCUAGGGUAAUCAACCAAGGACAAGGACAAAUCAUUCAGACGACACAAGGGAACAUGAUUCAAACAAGCCAAGGUCAACUAAUUCAAGGUCAAAUCCUUCAAAACUCGCAAGGACAAUUUAUCCUACAACAGGACGGCGGACAAGGGAACAUUGUCCUGCAGCAAGGUCGAGGACAAAAUCAACUCAUUCUUCAACAAGGAGGAGGACAACAACAACAGUUGGUCUUACAAGGACGUGGACAGCAGCAGCAGCAGCAACAACUAUUCAUUAAUCCGGGAGGACGAACUCUUGGAACAGGACACGGGUUACCUUCUCCUGGUCCUGGACCACCAAGACAAAUUCUUCAGGGACCUGGUCCCUAGAGUUCCACUUUUCUAUAUGGACCAUGUUGGUCCUUUGAAACCUUUUUUAUUGGUCUUAUUCUUUGAGUGUGGAAGAGAGCUGAUAAACUACAUAAACUACAAAAUCUGCCGAUUUACCAUUGAAACAGCUGAUGCAGCUGAUUCAGCUGAUUUACCACCGAAACAGCUGAUAGUCCUAGCUCCUAACCAACGGCAGAAUGGGAUUUACAAUCUUGCCAACUUAAUAAGGUGGAAACUUAAACUGAUUAAAGGGACUGUUGUUGUAAUUUCAAGUGACCCUCCAUUUAAAAAAAAAAGAGUGGCAUGCCCGAUUCACAACAGUAAUCCUAAUCGAAUGAGAAUUUUCUUAUUCAAAAGUUUUCAUCUACGGGUUUAAGUUAGUUUGUAAAAUCCCAUUCUUUUUUAUUAAAAUUUUUUUUUCCAAAAUUGUGAUUUAAAAUGUUCCGGAUUGACGCUCUGCUUCCAGAGAAACUGAUAUUAUGAAUUAAUUAUGUAAAAUAUAAACUUGGUAUUCGA